UUCACCAAUGCAUUCUGAACCAAAAUAUUAUCACUCAUCGAUGUUCUAAUCACAUGUCCAUGGAUCUCUUUCCCCAGAUUCAAAGCUGGAAGCUCCGCACAAAUGGAUAGUAUACAACAAAUCGUCACUGAAUUAGACAAAACUUUUGAAAAUUGCAUCCUCCGGAAAUAUUCAAGCGAAUCAUCUCCUCUUCCUUGCACGUUACACCCCUUGAUAACAGAAGUCCAAGUAACCACAUUAGCCUUAACGUUACAAAAGCCAUUCAUCUCCUCCAACUCAUUAAACAACGAAACCGCCUCGUCGAGUUUACCAGCAUCAACAAACGAUGUGAUCAAAGCAUUCCAACUCUCAAUACCUUUAUUCCUUAUCUCCCUAAACAACUCCUCAGCUUCUUUAACCCUCCCUUGCUUCCCAUACACAUACGUCAACGCGUUCUUCGAAGGCAAAAACCCUUCAAACCCACCUUUAACAACAAACCCAUGAACCUUCUCAGCAGCACCAAACGCUCCCAACUCAGCACACACGGAGAACAAAACAGCAAGAGCCUCGCCACUAACUACAUUCCCCCUCAUCCUCAUAACCUCAAAAUACUUAACAACAUCUUCAAACUUCCCACAUUGAGAAUGACACGACAAAACCGAAGUCCAAGUCACUUCAUCCGGCACAAACUCCUCACGUUGCAUCCACUCAAAAACCCUAACAGCGCUCCCACAGUCAUACCCUUGAGAAAAGCCUGAGAUCAUAACGUUCCACGAUAUUCGGUUUCUCACAGGCAUUUCAACGAACAACUUAUAUGCAUCUCCC
Messenger RNA from Eruca vesicaria subsp. sativa (arugula), 804 nucleotides. The record is from the annotation of a GenBank genome assembly. Lineage: Eukaryota; Viridiplantae; Streptophyta; Magnoliopsida; Brassicales; Brassicaceae.